AUGGUUCUGUCGCAGCAAUCAUUUCAAAUUUUCAAGUUUGGUUUAAUAUUCAUUGUUACGAUCGGUUUUGGGUUCUAUCUUUUUUCAGAUCACGAUUAUCAUGAGACACUUCGAGUCGCUGUGUCAGGGAAGAAAGGAAUUUUUGUUCAAAAGGCUCUUCGAACAAAUAUUGAUGGACCUUUCGAUGAUUCGACUUUAGUUGAUCUCUGUGACAACACAGAAUGGAGAGAAGGGUUGAUUUUUCAAUGUGAAGCACCAUAUGGAGGAGUUGCGAAUAUUCGAAAUAUGCUGCUGAAUUGUGUUCGAUAUGCCAUUGAAGCUGGAGCAACGUCAAUCGUCAUCCCAGAACUUAAACUUUGGAUACCUCACAAUGAUAGCCCAAAUACACCGGAUCCAGAACUGAAUACCGUACUACAAAGUAGGAAAGAAAAGGAUAAUACUGCGCAUGUUCCAUUCUCAUAUCUUUUCGACCUUGAUUUCUUUAAAGAAUCUUUGACUGGAGCAUGCCCUCGGAUCAAGUUUAUUCCACAUAUCAAUGAUUUGUAUACAGCUCCUAGCACUCAAAAUCCACAUCCUCUUGAUCCGGGUACAUUAUCCCCAGAAAAAUUAGAAGAACCAUUCGAAUCUCUCCUUGCAAAUCCUGGCACAUGGGCUAAUGAUUUUACGACCUGGCUCAACGAAAUAAAUUUUGAGUUCUCGGAAAAGCUACCAAUGCGUGUGACAAUCAAGGAGUCAUUGCUACAUUGGCCAUUGAAGUACGAUAAUCCCGACUUUGUCUCUCAAUUUGGUCGACUAAUUCGUCCCAAUCAAGAAAUCCGCACUCUCGCCUCUACAGUCCUUUACGCACUGUCUCAAAAGUAUAAUCUUCGAUUCAAUGCCAGUGAAGGAAUACAAGAUGAAAUGUACUAUGGCGCACAUCUUCGAACAGGUGAAGAUGCUAAAGCAGCCAAUUGGACUAGCGUCGAAAAGCAAACUCAAAACUAUCUUCAAGCAUGCAAGCACAAUAAAUUUCGAGUAAUUUAUCUUGCGUGCACCUCUGAAAUCGAUAUCAAACACUUCACCUCUCUCGCUCAUAGUUACACUACAUAUCAUAUCCACGUCGCUACGGCUGCCAACCUGCUUAGUCUUCAUCCCAAAGAUCUAGCAAUCUAUACCUCGCUCUCUUCACCCCAACGCUCUCUAAUCGACCAUGAAGUCCUUCUCAAAUCUUCUAUUUUUGGCGGUACCCUCGAAUCAUCAUAUUCCUGGAAUAUAGCACUUCGUAGACAUAUAGUAUGGGGAAACGGAACAUGGAUACCACAAGCUGAAGACUUUGUGUUUGAUCGUGGUGGAGUGGUUAAAGAUCAAAAUGAGAAGGAUGCGGGAGCGAUAGGGGGACCUGUAGGGGGGUAUGGAGGAGGUGGAUUCCAGAGUUUUAGAGAUGGAGCGGCGGGGACGGGGAAGGAUGGGUUGGGGAAUCCGGGGAAGGGGGGGUAUGGGUUGAGUGUUGUUUUUGGGGGUCCGUUGAGGGGGCAGGAGUGGGAGAGGGGGUUAUGGCCUUGA
This is a messenger RNA of Botrytis byssoidea, 1542 nucleotides long. RefSeq lists its product as uncharacterized. The record is from RefSeq and is a predicted model, not a curated record. NCBI's taxonomy places the organism in Eukaryota, Fungi, Ascomycota, Leotiomycetes, Helotiales, Sclerotiniaceae. The transcript has 2 exons. The coding region runs from base 1 to 1542 and encodes 513 amino acids.